Molecule: messenger RNA, 291 nt
Organism: Bipolaris oryzae ATCC 44560
Lineage: Eukaryota; Fungi; Ascomycota; Dothideomycetes; Pleosporales; Pleosporaceae
Exons: 1
Source: RefSeq, a predicted model, not a curated record
UCGCCUCCGCAUUUCACCAACGGACACAGUACCGAUGCCACUAUACCGCAUCCUCAGUUAGCUCAAAAUUCAGCCCAAUCACCCGGCCUCCAAGUCACUCAAAGAGGUUCAACAUUCGGAAAAGCUAUAACGGCCACUGGAGAUGCUUCGAUUAAGGCAGGCAAUUACGUAGAUGGUGUCAAAUCGGGAGAAUUCGAUCAGGAGGGAUCAGCGUACCAGGAUAAUAUCGUUUCCGAAGAUAAAGCAAAAGUUAGCCUAGGCAAUCAUAUGAAUGGACAACAAAGUGGAUAA